Molecule: messenger RNA, 297 nt
Organism: Botrytis deweyae
Lineage: Eukaryota; Fungi; Ascomycota; Leotiomycetes; Helotiales; Sclerotiniaceae
Exons: 4
Coding region: 60-221 (53 amino acids)
Cellular component (GO): mitochondrial inner membrane
Source: RefSeq, a predicted model, not a curated record
CUCAAUCUGCAUAUUGAACCCUCACUUCUGAAAGCAACACAAGACAACGACCAUCCAUAAUGGCACAACCACCUCCAGGACCCGGAGGACUCUACAGAGCUCCACCUAUAUACAGAUUCGCUGGUACAGCAUUGGGAGCAAGCAUGUGGUUCUUCUUGAUGUACCGCGCGAAGAAAGAUGGUCCUGCUUUGUUGGGCUGGAAGCAUCCUUGGGAUCAUUGAAUGUCAGAACGAGAAAAUGGUGCGGCGGCAGUCAGGAUGUAUCCAUGUGCUGCCAGGACCCAGACAAUCAAGAGAU